AUGGGCAUCUCUCGCAGCGCCUGGCUACUGGUAUUUGCUUUGCACCCUUUCCUCAGCGCAGCCUUGCCCGCUCCCUCUCCACCCGGGAUUCCAUCUGGCUCGGCAGCCAAGAGUGAGCUCGCAGGCCUGACCGUUGCUGCACAAGGAUCGCAGACGGGUUACGAUCGUGACCUAUUUCCGCACUGGAUUACCAUAAGCGGGAAAUGCAACACACGCGAAACAAUCCUCAAACGAGAUGGAACAAACGUCGUGACGGAUGAUGCCUGCGCAUCUACCAGUGGUACCUGGGUUUCCCCGUAUGAUGGCGGGACCUGGACAGCUGCAAGUGAUGUCGAUAUCGAUCAUGUGGUUCCAUUAUCCAAUGCAUGGAAGUCCGGCGCUUCCAAAUGGACGACCGACGCUCGUCAGGCCUUCGCCAAUGAUUUGACUAAUCCUCAGCUUUUAGCAGUCACCGACAAUGUAAAUCAGUCGAAGGGCGACAAAGGCCCGGAAGACUGGAAGCCUCCUCUGAAAUUGUAUUACUGCACGUAUGCCAGUAUGUGGGUGAGGGUCAAGUCGGUCUAUAAGCUCACCAUCACCGCGGACGAAAAGGCAGCUCUUACUGACAUGCUGGCUACUUGUUGA
Penicillium bovifimosum is the source of this 624-nucleotide messenger RNA. Its product is annotated as HNH endonuclease family protein. The record is from RefSeq and is a predicted model, not a curated record. The transcript is spliced from 4 exons. NCBI's taxonomy places the organism in Eukaryota, Fungi, Ascomycota, Eurotiomycetes, Eurotiales, Aspergillaceae. The coding region runs from base 1 to 624 and encodes 207 amino acids.